Triplophysa dalaica is the source of this 3465-nucleotide messenger RNA. RefSeq names its product major facilitator superfamily domain containing 11 (gene mfsd11). Lineage: Eukaryota; Metazoa; Chordata; Actinopteri; Cypriniformes; Nemacheilidae. The transcript is spliced from 14 exons. The coding region runs from base 286 to 1644 and encodes 452 amino acids. The record is from RefSeq and is a predicted model, not a curated record.
GUGACGGUGUUGAGUAAAAACUCAAUUUCCCACAAACACCUUCGCAGACGAUUGUCGGGGUGUCACGGUCAGCUGAUGGCAGUCACAUGACUGACAGACAGACAGACGUAGCAGCUUGUUCGUGGAGUCGGAAAGUAAUAUAUAUGCAAUUAUCACCUUAACAAUAUGUUUUUGAUAACAUCGGAAUCCUCUUGAUCGCCAUUUCUCUUAAAUUAUGAAUGACCUGAUUACCAUCAUCGCACUAAACUAGCUGUCUUAGGUUAUCAUCGAGCUAAAAACGUCAAAAUGAGUCCAGAAGGGAAAGCCCUGCUCAACAUUGUAAUCCUGGGCUUGGGAUUCAUGGUUAUGUUCACUGCUUUUGGGACCUGCGGGAACAUCGAACAAACCGUGAUAAAGAGCUUUAAUAGCACUGAGUUUCAUGGAAGUGGAUACACAAGCAUGGCGAUCAUCUAUGCGGUGUUCUCCGCCUCAAACCUUAUCGCUCCCUCAGUGAUAGCCGUCAUUGGACCGCAGUUAUCUUUGUUUUUCGGUGGUCUUGUUUACAGUGCAUAUAUUGCCGUGUUCAUUCAUCCUUACACAUGGUCAUUCUACACGUUAUCAGUUUUACUUGGAAUUGCAGCUGCAGUGCUAUGGACAGCCCAGGGGAACCUUCUAACCAUUAACUCUAAGGAUUCCACAAUAGGAAGAAACAGUGGAAUAUUUUGGGCAUUGAUGCAGUUUAGCUUAUUCUUCGGCAAUCUGUACAUAUAUCUUGCAUGGCAUGGAAAGACUCACAUAACAGACAAGGAUCGUCAAACUGUCUUCAUCACACUCACGGUCAUCAGCCUAGUUGGCAGCUUCCUCUUUUUCCUGAUCCAGAAGCCAGACCCUGAACCUGCACCAUCUGAUGCCUCUGAGUCACUUCUGCCGACAGACAUCUCAGACAGUAGCUCAGUGGUAGCAUCUCAGGGUCUGGGCUCUCAAGCACUGGAUGCAUUCAAGAAAUCCAUACAACUAGCUAUGACCAAAGAGAUGCUGUUGCUGAGCAUACCUUUUGCUUACUCCGGGCUCGAGCUGACCUUUUACAGUGGGGUAUACGGGACAUGUUUAGGGGCCAUGUCUAAAUUUGGAGGCGACGCUAAGGGUCUCAUCGGCCUCUCAGGAAUUUUGAUUGGCGUUGGGGAAAUAAUAGGAGGGGGAGUGUUCGGGAUCCUGGAUAAAUGUAACCGCUUUGGCAGAAACCCAGUGGUGUUUCUCGGUAUGAUUACCCAUUUUGUGGCAUUCUACCUUAUUUUCCUCAACAUAGCCAGCGAUGCUCCUGUUGCCCCAGAGGAAGGCACACAGAUGCAAGCUUACAUGCAGCCCAGCGUGCUUGUGGCUUUGAUAUGCAGUUUCUUGCUGGGCCUGGGUGACAGUUGCUUUAACACUCAGCUCAUCAGCAUUGUGGGUUUCUUGUUCCGUGAAGACAGCGCCCCUGCCUUUGCCGUCUUCAAAUUUGUACAGUCUAUCACAGCUGCCGUGGCCUUCUUCUACAGUAACUAUCUUCUCCUGCAAUGGCAGCUGCUCAUCAUGGUGCUCAUGGGCUUCUGGGGUACGGUAACUUUCUUUGUGGUGGAGUGGACAGCUAUGAGCACUCGGAAGAACUCUGAUUAUGCCAGUAUCUGAUUAGUUCAGAGACUGACAGAAAUACUUUGGCAGUAUCAUCCUUACAGGCCAUUUCUUCCUCUGGUUUAUUCUUUAGCUUUCUAAACUGGGAAAACACCUUGUAUUACCUGGAUAAAUUCUUUGUUAAACGAAUCGGCGUCAUAGAUUAAUAUUCUUUAAUUGCACAUGAAAAUAAGUUUACUCCUUUAAGGGCCUUUAAUAUUCAGAUGCUGUUACACAACAACAGUUUAUUUGGACAGUGCAAUGCCAGUCACCAUGUGCUGGAAGAUUUAGAACAAUUUUGAUCGCACCGUCUUUCCAACAAUAUCAUAUAUUUUUGUUGGACAUUAAAAGUGUCAAAAUUGAUUCAGAGAAUAGCCAAGAAUGAAAUGUUUCAUAAUUUACUCAGCUUUACAUCAAUCCAAAUCCACGAGAUUUGUGCUAGUGAAACCAUCUAGGAGAAUAUUUGAAAAACAUGUUUAUGCAACUCGACUCUUCGUCACAACAUGUCUGUCAUGUUCUAAAACACAAAGACUAGUAAACACAAAAAAAAAUGAAAAAAAGAGUAAAUAAUUUCAAUGUCAUAUCAUAUGGAUGAACAACCUUUUUUCUGAAACUUGCUGUGAAACUAUUGAAAAGAUCCAAUAACGAUUAGUUUAUAAAGUUUGGUUAAAAAUAUUCUCAUUUUGUCUUCCACUAAAUAUAUAACAAGAUUAAGGCAAUUAAGUAAUGACUUAUUCACCUCUAGGUAUAUGUUUCAUGAAGUAAUUCAGUUGUUGUAGUGAAAUCUAAGAGCAAAUGCAAUAAAUCACUGAGCUGUGGAAUAUAAUAUACACGUACAUAUGCUGUGAAGUGCAGUAUACAAAAAUGUGAAAUUUGUAUUUUUUCACUAACUACAAAAUCAGCAUCAACGUGAGACACCUGACAGCAUCCAGUAAAUAGAUAUCAUUGUUUCUUUGUUUUAACAUUGUUGUCAGUUGACUUUUUUAAAGAUAUUAUUUUUGGCCAAAGAAUGAAUGACUGUUUAGCAGUUUAGCAGUGUCUUUUGUUUUUCCAUAACAAUAUCAAGUUGACAGUAAAGCAAAAGUAAAUAUAUAUCAGAAGGGAUUUGGAAAAUACAUUUGUUAUUAAUCAAUUGCAGUACAUGUGCCGAUGAAAUUAGCAUUUGCAUGAAAUUAGAGUAGCUACAUGUGCUACAAUGCAUUGUUCUAUAAAUUUAACAGAAUCUGUUCAGUUUUACAUGUAAUUGUUUCAGGGCAAUCAACAGGAUUUUGAGGGAAAAUGUGAUAUGAAUAUCUGAAUUUAUACUUGAAUGUAUCUUACUGUAAAAAUGGCAGUGGCACCUGGAUUUCUUUUUUCUUUUUUAAAUAUAUUUAUACAUGGGAUGAAAAAACUUUGUCAGCCUUUGAUUCUUAUUUUUAUGCUUUGCUAAUGUUUAUUAUGCACAUUACUGUGCUGCACAAAUGGUUUUUCAAGUUAAUAAAGGGACAUCUUACUAAUGUUUUCAAUAAAAAAAAUCUCCAUCACAUUAAGAAAGAAGUUAGACAAAGUAAAAACUUACUUCUGCUAAUACAAAAUAUUUUCAUUAAGUGUACGCUUCCAGAAAAAAAACUAAUGUUGUCACUGUGAUUGUACCCUUUUAUGUGCCAGAUGUGUUUACAGAUACAAAUUUGUUAUACAAUAUAUGCACUGUUUAUGUCCUAGUUAGUUACUUAUUUAGUGUUAUAAUUAUGAUUUGUUGUAAUUUAUGAGAUUUUCCAUACAUGGGGCACCAAACCUGAAAUAAUAAUACAUCUAAUCGGAAGAAAAUAAAAAACGAUUGACAUGUUUAAAGAAAAGCAA